Hyalella azteca is the source of this 3377-nucleotide messenger RNA. RefSeq names its product N-acetylglucosaminyl-phosphatidylinositol de-N-acetylase (gene PIG-L). The record is from RefSeq and is a predicted model, not a curated record. Gene Ontology annotation, cellular component: endoplasmic reticulum. Gene Ontology annotation, biological process: GPI anchor biosynthetic process. Lineage: Eukaryota; Metazoa; Arthropoda; Malacostraca; Amphipoda; Hyalellidae. The coding region runs from base 164 to 1195 and encodes 343 amino acids. Gene Ontology annotation, molecular function: N-acetylglucosaminylphosphatidylinositol deacetylase activity. The transcript is spliced from 7 exons.
CAGGGAUGUUUACUUGUUAACCUAAGCCUAGGUUUGAGUGGAAAAUUUCAAUUAAUUCUCAAUAAGAAUUAUCUAAUCUGCUGAAUAAUCAAUGCAAAUAUUCAAUGAUGGAUGCUAUUCUGGCUGCUAAUCUAAUCUGCUGAAUAAUCAAUGCAAAAAUUCAAUGAUGGAUGCUAUUCUGGCUGCAUGUGUUGGCCUUGGCCUUACAUUGUCUCUGUUAACUCUGAAACCAAGACGAACUACACCACGCUGGCCUCCCAUUCAAGCAUGCUAUGAAUUGAAUGAGGAUCAAAUUUGUGGUGGCACCAGUGAUGCUUCAGAUGACAACCUCAGUGCAUGUACUCAUGCACCUGCGUCAGCUGGAGCAACAAGAGUUGUGUGCACAACUUGUCUAACCAGAGAUGCACAACCUCAACCUUACUCUGAAAUCAGUACAGCCAAUUCUGAUGCAGCAAACUGCAUUUCAGAAGAUCAUGCUUUGAAGAAAUCUCUGCUGCAACAAUCUCGGAAGCGAAGAGUCAUGUUUGUGACAUCUCAUCCAGAUGAUGAGUGCAUGUUUUUUGGUCCAUCUAUUCUACACUUUGCUCAAAAUGAAAAAGCCCUGGUGUAUCUUCUGUGCCUAACUGAUGGAUCAUACCAGAAUGUUAAACUUGGUAAGAAACGUCAGCAGGAACUGUGGGCAAGCUGCAAAGAACUUGGUAUUCCUGAAGGUCACAUAACUCUCUACAAAUGUCGUCAUAUUCCCGAUGAUCCAAACAAAAGCUGGCCCAUUGUAACCACGGCCAAUAUCAUUAACCAUCAUCUCCAUGCUCUCAGCUGCGACAUGGUGAUUACUUUUGACAGCCAUGGUGUCAGUGGACACAUCAACCACCGGUCUCUGUAUGCUGCGCUCGUCUACCUCCUCAAUGAGAAGCGACUCCCCCACUAUUGCAGUGCAUACACCCUAGACUCCGUGAACCUGGUCCGAAAAUACUCGUCAGUGCUGGACAUUGCUUGCAGCGCCAUUUGUUCUUCUCACGUCAUCACUGCCAGCUCUGCACAGUUCUUCACCAUUAGACGCGCCAUGAAGCUGCAUGCAAGUCAGUACGUGUGGUUCCGCAAGCUGUACCUUCUCUUCUCCCGCUACGUCAUCGUCAACACGCUCAGCCUGCAGCUGCCCUCGUCUAAACCUUACUCGCCUUUCCUUAAGGCUUAGCCAUUAAAUUUUAGGCUUUCAUAAAUUAAAUUUUAGGCUUUCAUAAAUUAAAUUUUAGGCUUUCAUUACCAUUCUCAUGGUCUAAACCUUACUCACCUUUCUUUAAGGCUUGGCCAUUAAACUGUGGGGCUUUCAUAUUUAGGCCCUACCGUUCUCAUGAAUAUAAUGCCUUCAUCCACCUGGCGUUUACAAUUAUGUUCAAGUUUUGGGCCUUAUAUUCAUGUCAUUGUCUUUUAGUUUUAUUAGUUUUGCAUUAUCUGUCAGGACUUCUCUCGCUUGUCGGAAAGUUCCAACAAAUCCUUAUACCUCUCAUUUCAUUCCUCACGUCAAUGUACCUUCAAGUUUCCUCUUCUAUGUCCACAAGAGUUCUCAAUGUAGUUAUAUUCAAUAUUACGAGCUUUAAAUUGUUUAUAUUGAUGUAUGUUUUAAAGUAAAUUGAAUCAUGAGUCUAGUGAACGAGUCCAAAUUAUAAGAAAAUUAAAAGAUUUCUAUCCAUGUCAGGUGACAGUCUUGGUGCUGUUUUAAAUGCCUUCAGUUAUGUUUGUUGUAUUGGAUUUUAUCUCACCUUUGUUGUGUAAAUCAUAUGAAUUGUAUCGCUUACUGUAGGAUCAUUGUUUAUGUUCUUUUGUAUAUAAGCCUAUGUUUUAGAUUUUGCUGCUGUAUGAUGCCUGGAUUAAUUAAUUUUCUUUUUCGUGCAAAUCUCUUGAGUAAGAAUUGCUUUUGUAUCAAAUGUAAAAAUAAACUUAGCUUAAAUUAUAGGUAUUCUAAUGCUGUAAAAGGUUUCCUGUUAUCAAAUCAAUGCGUUAUGGAUUGUUUGAACAAUUUCCAGAUCUGUAUUGUCAUCUUGUUCGGUCAUCCUAAAGACCUACCCUCGCUGAGGGAAAGUUCUGUAGUUUUGUUACUGGAAGAAAUGGAAAAUUGAGGAAUGAAUAUGGGCUGAGGGAUGCGAUAAGUAUUUCUGUAAUAUGAUCGCGUGUAUAGCGGCCUGGCCAGAGCAUUGCAAAUCGCGUCUAUCAGUGAACAAGUGAGGUGCGAUUCAGCUUGAAUAUCCUAACAUUUUAUUUAAAGCGGUCGAAACUCAGUUAAAAAUUUACAAGGAAACUGAGGUGGACUCCUUAUAUCAGGAUUUGUAAUUUUGAAACAAUUACUUCAACCAUCUAAAGUUUGCUCUUCACUUCACAAUCUGAUUGGAAAAAAUGACUGCAAUCAACUGUUAUGUAAAUAUAUAAAUGUGCCACGUCACCAGCAGUUGUGACAGUCCAGCUCAUGGAGCUGUGACACCGAAGAACAAUUUCCUGAUUCAAAUCUGGUAUGCUAUCAUCGUUCACGUUCUUUAUCACGACUAGACAACUUACGAUCAACGUGGUCUUUCAGAGCGCUGGGCAUGAGAUAUAUUGCAGUGACUGUGAGGUAGUCUUGCACCCGCUGCAAACUUGGUGCUUCAUCAGGAAACAUUUUAUCUCAACAUUAUUUUGUUGGAAUGCUAAAAUGCAUGAUCUCAAUAACAUAUUUAUAAAAGGCUGGUGCAACUAAUCCGUGCGAUAACACUUUUUCACGCUUUGACGCUCCGCGUAUAAACGCAUUCAAGAACAAACCAGAUGAAGCUAUGCAGAGGCAUCUGUUUCGACUAGAAGUGCCUCAUACCUCACAAAUUGUUGGAUGUUCAGCAACUAGUUAUCUUCAGCGUCAGUUUUGGAUGGAUCUGGUCAAAAGGCCAGUCCCCAGAUCUGUAAAGGACAAGUCAAGCGCAUUAUAAGGAUUGGCGUCGCAUGAAAUGCUAUAAAUUUACACAUAAUUACGUAAACUACUCCUAGCAAUUUCUAAUAUAACGCUGUAUUACAUAUUACUCCUUUUAUUCAUGUGUUAUUGAGUGUAGCUGAGUUGAUUUUGAGGCAGACGUUGCAGGUAGAGAUUCAGGAUUUGCCGAGCUCGUUGCUGAUGUCACCGAAUAGGUAUAUAUUAGCCCAAAAUGAACCGCUACACGAGUUCUAAAGUCGUUUUUAUUUCGUUUUUUUGUGAAUACCUUGGAAAUUGUGAGAUUAUUAUAAUGGCAGGUUAACUUUAAACGCAAUUAUUUUAUUAUUGUCGUUAUUUGUUGGCACUGCAUCGAGGGCAUUUAUUAGCAUAAGAGAUUUAUUUGUUUUAUAACUUGUACGUUAACAUGUUGACUACGAUUGCUUCA